AUGUCUGCAAAGAAAGGACGCAGUAAAUCCCUGGCUGAGCAAAUUGCCGAGCUUGAGGAUCCCACUCCCAAAGAAUUUGACCCGGAGGACCAGAGUGAUGGCGCACAGGAUAGCGAUAGCGAAGGACCUAUUGAUGACAACGGGGAAACCGGGAGGGAGCAUUAUGAAGUCGUGAGCGAGAGCAAGCUCCGGAAGCCAGCUGAAGUAAAGCUAGGUCGCGAAUAUGCCAGCUCGCGGGUUAGUCGACAGGAUCUGAAUGGCCAUGAUUCCAGCGAACCCGAGUCUUCUGAGGAGGAUGGUGAUGACAGCGGCAGUGAUGGCAAUGGCUCAGAUGAAGAAGACGAGAGCGGAGAUUCGGAGAUGGGCGACCUGCAAUCGGACGAGGACGAUGAAUCCGAGUCUGACAUAACCGAUGAAAGAGAGGUGGAAGAGGAUACAACGAGGAAGAAGUCAAAAACUCAGCCGGAGCCUAAAGUUGACAACGACCGCGAGGAAUUACGACGGUUGAUGGCUACCGGCGAUAAGAUGGUAACCGCGUCGAUAUCACAAGCUGCCAAAGCAGAUGCUACCAAGGGCAUGGCUGUUAAGCAGCAGAGGCUAACGUUUGACGCCCUACUCAACACGCGAAUUAAACUACAAAAGGGCGUUACCGCGCUGAAUGCCGAAUUGGCGGAGCCGUCUACUUCACCCGACCAGAACGAAGAACUGAUCAAGUCUGCUGAGACUGCUGCAUUGUCGCUGUGGAACACCUUGGGUGAUCUCCGACAAACCCUCGCCGACCACUACGCUGCGGGCAGCGCCAGCCCGAAGAAACGCAAAAGGCCUGCACCUGCGACGACGGCAACAUCGUCCGCCGACAUUUGGAGCCAGAUGUGCGAGUUGGAAGCCCAGUCACUCUCACAUCGACGUGGAGUUCUUGACAAAUGGUCCCGAAAAGUGCGCGGAUCCCGUAGCAGUACACUAUCCAACAACAACCGGGGGAAACUAUUGAACACCGGCUCAGACGAGCAGAGCAUGUCUACUGUGCUAGACGCAUAUGUAGCGAAGGAGAGUAAGGAUGAUAAGCCAUCUGAAUCUACAGAUGGACCUGGCUCCGGAGCAUACGACGAUACAGCGUUCUACCAAUCACUUCUCCGCGACCUAGUCGAGCAGCGGAUGUCCGCAUCUACCAACGGCGGUGCUAUCCUCGACUCGAUCUCAGCGCAGCUCCCCAGAAGUGGUUCUACAAAUACGAUUAGUGGGAUGCGCAAGGAUAAGGUAAAGCGAGCGGUGGACACGAAAGCGUCCAAGGGGCGGAAGAUGAAGUAUACGGUGCAUGAGAAGCUCCAGAACUUCAUGGCUGCCGAGGAUCGGGGUUCGUGGUCGACUCGGGCGAGGGAUGAGUUCUUUGCUUCAUUGCUAGGACGGAGCGUGGGAAAUGUGUUGGGUGAAGACGAAGAGAGUGAAGAUGAUGGCGAGUCUGCUGAUGACGAUGCCGAAGGAGGGUUGAAGUUGUUUAGAAGUUAG
Arthroderma uncinatum is the source of this 1506-nucleotide messenger RNA. RefSeq names its product bfr2. The coding region runs from base 1 to 1506 and encodes 501 amino acids. Lineage: Eukaryota; Fungi; Ascomycota; Eurotiomycetes; Onygenales; Arthrodermataceae. Gene Ontology annotation, cellular component: nucleus; nucleolus. Gene Ontology annotation, biological process: maturation of SSU-rRNA from tricistronic rRNA transcript (SSU-rRNA, 5.8S rRNA, LSU-rRNA). The transcript has 3 exons. The record is from RefSeq and is a predicted model, not a curated record.